Elgaria multicarinata webbii is the source of this 2209-nucleotide messenger RNA. RefSeq names its product DnaJ heat shock protein family (Hsp40) member C22 (gene DNAJC22). Bases 144 to 1148 code for a protein of 334 amino acids. The transcript is spliced from 3 exons. Gene Ontology annotation, cellular component: membrane. The record is from RefSeq and is a predicted model, not a curated record. NCBI's taxonomy places the organism in Eukaryota, Metazoa, Chordata, Lepidosauria, Squamata, Anguidae.
CCAGGCGCCAUGAGAUCAGAGGGCUUUCUGAGUCAACGUUACAGCCUUGAUGAGAUUGCUGAUGUUCCCUCGCUCGGAGUGAGUGGAAAGGACUACUGGCAGCCAGUGAGAUGUGUUGCAGCAGGAGACGCUGUGUAUGGUGAAUGAUGGCCAAGCGGCUUCUGGUGGCUGUUGCCCUCUGGGCUCUGGGUGGACUUGUUGGGCUCCACCAUCUUUACCUGGGCCGGGAUAACCAUGCCCUAUUGUGGAUGUUGACUUUGGGGGGCUUUGGAGUAGGGUGGCUCUGGGAGCUGUGGCUGCUGCCUGGUUGGGUGGCUGAGGCCAACAGCACCCUGGAACUGCACAAGGAUGAUCACCCACCUUUGAACCCUGUGCGCUUCCUUGGCCAAGCCGUUGUAGGUAUCUACUUUGGGUUGGUGGCCCUCAUUGGCCUCUCAACACUGCCUGGUUUUUACUUCCUGGCUCUCCCCUUGGCUGUGGGCCUUGGAGUUCACUUGGUGUCUGGAGUAGGCAACCAAGCCUCUGAUCUUCAGGCUACCUUGAUGGCUGCCUUUGUAACCUCACCAAUCUUCUACGGCCGCUCUCUGGCUAUCCUGCCCAUCAGUCUCACAACCAGUGUGACGGCCCAGUGUUACCGGCGUCAUAAAGCCAGCAGGCGCACGAGAGAGAAGCUUAGUGCUCGAGUGUACCGAUUGAGCCUGGCCUACCUGGCUUUCACUACGCCCUUGGCCUACUGCAUCUUCUACAACACGGCAGCCACCGCCAGCUACAUAGGCAGCACGAUCGGAGCCACAGUGGACUGUCUCAGCAUGUUUCCAUCACUGAGCGGCAUAAUGGAAUCAGUGCUUCUUCUGCCCUACCAUGCCUGGAAGAUGCUGGGUUUUGGCGGGGGCUACUUCCAGGAGUGGGAGAAAGUGUUUGCAUUCGUACAGUCUUUCCAGAGUGAAAGGCAACAGAUGGCGUACAAGGCCUUGGGCAUUCAAGAUGAUGCCACACCAGAAGAAAUCAACAAAAGCUACAGGGAGUUGGUGAAGCUUUGGCAUCCAGAUCACAAUCGGCACCGGGCAGAAGAAGCAGAGACACGUUUUCUUGAAGUGCAGGCUGCCUAUGAGCUCCUGAUGCAGAUGAGAAAAACAAAACGUGCAUGAUUGGACUCCGGAUAACCCCCAAAACUCUUAUUGCUGCUUUGUUGGUGGGGAUCAAAGCAUAACUUUUGAAGGCAUGGUUCUCAAAGUUGAAGGUGGGGCCUCUUUGGAGGCUCAGGUAUUUGCUUAGGGAGAUAUUUUCUGUGUCAAUUUGGCCCAGAAGGUGGAGGGCACAUGUACUAUAACAUGCCCUCCACUUGUUAUUAUUUUGAAUAUUAGUACCAGGGCUUGUAGGACUGCCUGCCCUUUUCCUGGCCUUCUGAUUCUAUAGUUCUUUGUGGAGUGGCCCCAUCCUUCUCUUCAUCUUCUAUUUUUAGGUGGCCUAUCUCUUGACGUGAGAGCCAUUAAGCUUUGCUUUUCUGAUAUAUUUGUAUUGAAGGGCAGGGGAUACAAUUAUUAACAGUGCAAUCCUAUACAGGUCUACUCAGAAGUAAGUCCCACUGAGUUCAAUGGGGCUUACUCCCAGGUAAGUAGAUAUAGCAUUGCACUCUAAAUAAAUUAAAGAACUGUCAGUUAACUCUGGAGAGAUUUCAGCGUAUUUAUUCUUGACUUUGGGAAGCUUUGGAAACAGAAAGUGUGCAAGUACCAACAAAGUGCCAAUUAUCCCAGUAAAUUGAUUCCACAAUGUAUCAUUUGAUGUGGAAUGGAAUUACUAUUGAAUAUGCAAUUAGGAUCUAUCAGCUUUGGCUGCUUUUAUUUGUAUUUUAUUGCUGUGUUUUAUAAUUUUGAUUAACUUUGUUUUAGUUUAUAUCUAUUAAUUGGUUUUGAAAUACUUUUACCUGUAUUGUAAGCUAUCUUGAGAGCUUUUAUAUUGAAACAGCCAGAUACCCAUUUCAUAAAAAAAAACACAAGCAUCCCUGGGUUGUGGUUUAUUAUGUUCUGUACAUGCUUACUCAGAAUUACAUUCCACUGAAUCCAAUGCGGCUAACUUUGAAUUAAAUGUAUGUAGGAUUACAACUUGAGUUUCCUUAUGCUUAUUAUAUUCUUUCUAAGCCACUUCUCCAUAAGUAGUCUUUCCCUGUGUGUUUUUUAAAGCCUUUGGAAUAAAAAUUAACUGGAAAAUG